This is a messenger RNA of Portunus trituberculatus (swimming crab), 1944 nucleotides long. RefSeq lists its product as uncharacterized. The record is from RefSeq and is a predicted model, not a curated record. NCBI's taxonomy places the organism in Eukaryota, Metazoa, Arthropoda, Malacostraca, Decapoda, Portunidae. The transcript has a single exon. Gene Ontology annotation, cellular component: Golgi apparatus. Gene Ontology annotation, biological process: protein O-linked glycosylation via mannose. The annotation marks the transcript as partial.
GAGAUCCUAGUGGGUCGUCAUAUCAUCUCCUUCUCACCUUUCUCAGACCUCCAGAGGCUUAUAAGAGUCUUUCGCAUGACUCCUUAUGUUGUCUUCGUCAGUGCCGCCACCAGAAGCGAACAGGGGAACUGGAAGGUCGCGUGUUACCAAUCUCGUUUGGAAUUGUUUGGUUUAACGCUUAAGGAAGGGUACGCCAGCUCUGUGUUUGGGUGCAUGUACUGCGAUGCGGUGGGCGGCCCCUUUUUGACCACGCUAGCCACGCUUAAGGAAACGCCUCUUGACACACGUCUCCCAGACGAAGUCUUCUUUAGUGACUGGUUCAUGCGGGUGCAUGCCGGUGGCAAGAUGGGUGUCCUAUGCCCAGAUGUUUUGUUUUUUACAAGUGAGAGUCACAACAAUCCUUGGAAAAAGAGUGACCCCUGGGCUACCAUCGCCAUAAAAUGGGGUUUGACAGAUAUCCACCUGCCGGACCAUAUGGAACAUCAUUUCUCGUGUCUGGCCGCCAGGAUAGACUGUGCCUCGCUAAAACGCCACCACUUAGCAGCUCCUUCUUGCUGUCUGGCUCAACUGGGGUCUCUGCUCAACGAUAUGAUCCUCGCCCUCGAAAGUGUGCACAUAAAGGUACACUUAACUAAUGUGACGGUGGUCGACGGCAUCAAGGGAGGCCUGCAGCCCUGGGUGGACGACGUCCACCUGGCUGUGACAAACACCACUGACGACUUGACCCUACUACUGACACUCUUAAAGUCUCGCGGGUUUACUGUGAACUAUGACAAGGUGUCAAGCAAGUAUCACGUUCAGGCCUUCUCACACAACGUGGUAAUACAUCCUUGCUCUGUUGACUUAGAGUCUGAUCUUCCUCCUACUCUGAAGGGAGUGGCAACGAGAUUAACUAUAGGAAGUACCACUUUUCCGGCACCCCCUAACCCAGGUCUUUACGCCCGUGGCUUGCUAGGUCCGGGGAGCCUUCUUCACCGUCCCUUGGGAGAAGACUGGCCCCAGUGUCACGUGCCAGGCCACCACGCCUGUUUGAAUCAUCUUCCUGUGGAUGGCACUGUCAUCAGACAGAAGAUUCGUUCUCUUUGAUGGCUCCGUCAAGAGGCGCGUCACUGUUGGGUGAAAUGGUCCCUGUUGUGAUCUGAGCAGCAAUAAUGUUUUGUUAGGCUGACAAGCGUGAUGAGUCGACACGUGAAGCGGGAAGCAGGAAAUCAAGAAGAACGCUGCAUUUUGAGCCAGUUCAGUACACGCCUUGUAAACCUUCGAGCAGAGUGCUGAGCCAAGGAUUGUUGCGCGGCCGUGUCUCGCGCGGCACUUAUCAGAGGCUGACCCCUUGUCGUACCAGCGGUGUGUCCUCGGGUUAUCUUGAGUCAUCGACGCCAUCAGGGUGUGAUAUUAAUCGUCAAGACUCAAGGAUUCCGUGAUAGCAGCGUGAUUCACCUUCUGUAUCGUGAGAACCAAAAACUUCGCUGACCUUCCUGCCGCCCAAGGUUGUGGCUCCCGUAGCACCAGACGUCCACCUCAUCUGCCCCUCACCUGUCUGUCCCUGCGCCCCUCACACCCCAUUACCCGCCACUCACACCCAUUCACCCGCCCUUCACUCCCCUUCAGCUGCGUUUCAGCCGGUAGACACACCUUUUGCUUUGUUAAUGGAACUUUCAAAGAUAUUAGGAGUGUUUUCUGAUCAUUUCCCUCUUGAGAUAUUAAUGAGAAGCCUUGUUGUUCUCGUCCACGCCUGUCUCACCCAACCACUCCUCCCGUGUCUCCCAUCCUUGCCUCACCAGCCUUAGUAUUUCUCAGUGUUCCUCUUACAUUAAUUUGUUUUCCUUGCUACUACUUCUGCUACUACUACUACUACUACUACUACUACUACUACUACUACUACUACUACUACUACUACUACUACUACUACUACAAUAACGACAACAACGACAAUAAUAACGACAA